This is a messenger RNA of Adineta ricciae, 738 nucleotides long. The record is from the annotation of a GenBank genome assembly. NCBI's taxonomy places the organism in Eukaryota, Metazoa, Rotifera, Eurotatoria, Adinetida, Adinetidae.
AUGUCGACGGGUAUUGGUAAAUGGGGAGAUAAACAUGAUGAUCAUCAUGUUGGUCCAGCUCGUCGUUCAUUCGAUCAAGAGUAUGAUAAAACAUCGGCAUUCGAAUUCACCAAUCGAUCAUUUGCUCGACCACAACCAUGGCGUACAUAUCCAGUAUUGGGUGGAGAAACUGGCGAUGAAUUGGACCUGGAUCCGCUGAUUAAGGAACAACGCGAUAAACUAUUACCAGGCAAAUCAUUGAAUCCUGAAUACAAUCGAUUCUUCGACGAACGAAAAGAUGAUAAAGAUGGAAAAGCACAAGUUCGAGAAGAUCAUCUAGCUUUGUUUUCACCAACAACAAGAAAAGUUAUUCUUUUCGAUAUGGGCCUUAAACCAGGCGAUGGCGAUCUCGAUCGUGACUAUGAUAGUGAUCCACGUUACCGCGUUUGGGGAAUGCCGUAUUAUAUAGCUCCAUACGAUACACGCAUUUUAUUUCCAGUCGGAUUUUCUGCGUUAGUCGUUAUGCGUAAUAUGUAUUUACGUCGGCCAUUGUUUUCAGCUCGACCUGUUUAUGCAGCAACGAUCGUUGGUGGUUUUCUGUUUGGCUCAUGGUGGAGAAAAUUCCGUGAACAGCGAAUGUUAGAAAAAGAAUUGAGUAUUUGGGAUUAUGUUCGACGUCAUCCCGAAGAUUUUCCUGAAGUGUUUGAAAAACGCCGAAAAUAUAAAGAAAUCUUUCAAUCCUGGAGACCAUUACGUUAG